Molecule: messenger RNA, 4071 nt
Organism: Orbilia oligospora ATCC 24927
Lineage: Eukaryota; Fungi; Ascomycota; Orbiliomycetes; Orbiliales; Orbiliaceae
Exons: 12
Coding region: 1-4071 (1356 amino acids)
Biological process (GO): nucleoside metabolic process
Molecular function (GO): catalytic activity; protein binding
Source: RefSeq, a predicted model, not a curated record
AUGUCCAAUCCUCGGGAUUAUACCGUCGGCUGGAUUUGUGCUUUAAAAACGGAAUAUGUCGCUGCAAGGCUGUUCCUGGAUGAAGCACACGAUGCGCCAGAGCACGUUUCCGUCGGCGACAAUAAUGUAUACACCUUAGGUAGAAUGGGAGGCCAUAAUGUUGUAAUUGCCGUCUUGCCCGAUGGAGAAUACGGCCUAUCCUCUGCAGCACGUGUCGCUUCUGAUAUGCAACAUAGUUUCCCUAACGUGAGGAUCGGUUUGAUGGUUGGUAUUGGUGGUGGUGCACCUACCCCGAAACAUGAUAUCCGUCUAGGUGAUGUUGUGGUUAGCACUACUAAAAAUGGGAAUAGCUGCGUACUUCAGUACGACUUUGGUAAGAAGAUACAAGGUCAGAAGUUUCAACUCACGGGGUCAUUAAAUCAGCCACCAGCACUCCUGCGAGCAGCUGUAUGUCAGCUCCAGGCUAAGUAUGAGGAAAGUGGUCAUCAGCUAGGAGAUGCCGUUGCCAAAGCCCUUGGACAUAAGCCAAAAUUGAAGAGAUAUAAACGCCUUAGUUCAACUAGCGAUACGUUGUAUCGGUCCGACGUCACUCAUCCUUUAAAUAACAAUGAAAGUUGUUUAACGGCCUGUGAUAUAUCAGGCUUGAUAUCGCGACCACCACGGACUGAAGACGAGGAUGACCCAAUGAUUCAUUACGGCAGAAUCGCAUCAGGCAAUAGCCUCAUGAAGGACGCUUCGGAGAGAGAUCAGCUUGCUGAGGAGGAGGACAUCCUAUGCUUCGAAAUGGAAGCCGCCGGGCUGAUGAAUCACUUUCCAUGUCUGGUUAUUCGAGGUAUCUGUGACUACUCGGACUCCCACAAAAACAAGGAGUGGCAAGGGUACGCAGCAAUGACGGCUGCUGCGUAUGCGAAAGAUCUUUUAUCUCAAAUCACACCGACUAGGGUUGAGGCUGAGAAGAGGAUAGGAGAAAUGAUCGAGCAGAUCGAUAAAAAGAUGGAUGCAGUGAGCGAUGCUAUCGGGGGCGUGGCCUCAAUGCAGCAAGAGGGCCAGCACAGGGAAAUUUUCCGCUGGCUUAGUCCGAUCGAUCCUUUCACACGACAGAGCGAUUUUCUUCGUAGACGCCAAAAAGGAACCGGAGAAUGGUUUCUAGAGACACCCCAAUUCAAAGAAUGGUUGAAAGGCAAAGAGAAGACUUUAUUUUGUCCCGGGAUUCCUGGAGCUGGGAAAACCAUGAUUGCGUCGAUUGUCAGUGAUAACUUAAAAGCUGUUCGGGAUCAAGAUGCAGCUAGAAAUGUUCGGACGGGUGUUGCAUUUAUAUACUGCAUCUACAACGAACGGGAACAGCAGAGUCUCGAUGAUAUACUUGCAUCGAUACUUGUGCAGUUGGUGCUAGGGCGGCCUGUUAUCCCCGAAUCUAUUCAGAGGUUUUAUAAAAGCCACCGGAAAGGUGAAAAACCGCGACUUUCACUUGAUGAAAUAUCCAAAGAAAUCACAUCCAUUAUCAAAUGCUAUUCCCGAAUAUUUAUCGUUAUCGACGCUCUAGAUGAGUGUAGGGAUAAUGAUAUUCGGAAAUCACUAUUGUCUAAAGUAUUCGAGUUACAAACUGUAUCCGACAUACGACUUAUGGUGACCUUUCGACCCGGUGCCAUCUCGGAAGCCCUAAUCAAGACAAGGAUCGAAAUUCGGGCCCAAAAUGAAGACCUGGAAAUAUACCUACGGAACCAAAUGUCAAAAUUACCUGACAUCGUCACGGAGAAUUACGAACUGCAGAAUAAAAUCAAAGAUCGUAUCUCAUACUUAGCUCGCGGCAUGUUCCUACUUGCUCAGCUAUACAUCAACUCCCUCGCGGAUAAACUCACAGAGAACGCAAUUGAUACCGCAUUAAAAAAUAUGCGAGCAGGAGAAAAAGGAUUGGACGAGGCAUACGAUGCUGCAGUGAAGAGAAUCGAGUCCCAGCUACCAGGCUUCCGUGAAUUAGGGGAGAGAGUGCUUCUCUGGAUUGUCUUCGCGAGGAGACCACUUACCACGGAGGAGCUGAGGCAUGCCUUGGCAGUGAAAUCCGGUACAUCAAGUUUGGACACGAGGAGCCUAUACACAGCCAAAGACAUAGUGUCCUCUUGCGCAGGUUUGGCCACUAUCGACGGAGAAAGCGGCAUAAUUCGACUGGUGCAUUAUACCACCCAAGAAUAUUUUCAACGAAACUAUUGGAAGAAUUUCCCAAACAUACAAAAGGAUAUCAUCGCAGCAACUUGUCUGACUUAUCUCUCGUAUGAUGUUUUUGAUGGAGGAUACUGCUCAUAUUGGUUGGAUCUAGUACCUCGCCAAAAACAGAACCCAUUCUUUGACUAUGCGGCUCGAAAUUGGGCAUUUCACACUAGAGAAGUCCAAGGAAACGCAUUAGAGCUUGCUCUGAAAUUCCUUGAGAGCGACUCGAAGAGCUCGGCAGCUAGUCAAAUCUCGUCCAUAGGCAAGCAACCAGUCUGUGGAAUACACCUCGCUGCUUAUUUUGAUUUAAAGGAAAUUAUGAAGAAACUUGCAGAGAAAAAGAAUCUGGAUAUCCAAGAUGGCGAGGGCCGGACCCCGUUGUCAUAUGCUGCAGAGACCGAGAACAUAGAGAUGGUUAAGCUGCUUCUUAAAAACGGCGCCCAAAUCAACGUGGAGGAUAACGCCGGACGGAGGCCAUUAUCAGAAGCUAUCGAAAGAAGAAGCACGGCGAUAGUGCGAUGUUUACUUUCUUUGGGGGCAGGUUUAGAAUAUGUUUAUUACCACACACCGUUAUCGAAAGCGAUUGAAGGAGGCGAUGAUGCCAUUGUGGAACUGCUUCUUGCGAACGGCACCCGCCCCGAAGUAGAAGAUAGGCGUGGUUGGAAACCAUUAUCGCAAGCUAUAGAAGUCGGAAACGCCGCAACAGUUAAACAUCUACUUGCCGCUAAAAUAGAAGUAAACUAUGACUAUAACAUUGCGCGACUAGAGACACGGGGUGGGUUUCGGGUGCAGGUUAUCCGGUGGAGAAAUGCCCUGCCAAAUAAAUCAGACGGAGCUGGCUCGAAACCAUUAAUGAUGGCCAUUGAAGCAGAAAAUGAGACGAUAGUCGAAGAUUUACUUGUGAUUGGAGUGGAAGUCAACUAUACUUUUGGGACUACACCGUUAUUACGAGCCGCCGAAAAGGGCAGCUCUACAAUCGUUGAAUUGUUGCUCAAAAAUGGUGCUCAACCGGAUGUAGAAGGGAUACAAGAUGGAUGGAGGCCAUUGUCAGGGGCAAUAGAAAGCGGGAAUGCGACCAUAGUGUCUCGUUUGCUUGCCUGCGGUGUGGACAUGGACUAUUCUUAUAAAAUUCCAGGAGGCCGAGUAAGUGUAUUCCAUCAUAUAAAUAUGGAACUUGUAUUUGUACUGAACCAGAGACUAAUCACACUAUACUUUGUCACUGGAUUGCAGUCUUUUGGAGCACCGCUUCACCAUGCAGUUGAAAAAGGUGAUGUUGUGAUAGCGAAGAUAUUGAUAGACAAGGGCGCAAAUCUAGAGGCUAAAAAUCAAUGGAGUUUAACACCCCUAGGUCGUGCUGCCGUUUGGGCUAAGUAUGAAGAUAUGGCUAAGCUCCUGGUAGAUGAAGGUGCGGACUUAGAAGCUAAAGAUGAAGACAAUUGGACACCGCUAUUAUCAGCUGCGAGCAAUGGACAUGAGGCUGUGGUGAAGGUAUUAGUAAGUAAGGGAGCUGAUAUUGAGGCGAAGAACAAAAGGGAUCAGACACCGCUAUCGUUAGCUGCGGGAAAUGGCCACGAGGCUGUGGUGAAGUUGUUGAUAGAUAAGGGUGCAGAUCUAGAGGCAAGAGACAACCGUGAUUGGACGCCACUACUAUCCACUGCAAGCAAUGGACACGAGGCCGUCGUGAAGUUGUUGAUAGAUAAAGGUGCGGAUACCACGUUGGGUUCCCAGAUCUGGCUUACGAAACAGGUUGGUUUCGAGUCUUUCAUGAGCCUUGUAAAGGACGAGAUUCACAUGAGAAAGAUAAAAGACGAGAUUCAACGUCGUAAAAAAUGGGAUGAAUAUAUCAAGAGUACUCGGUUUACUUGA